Molecule: messenger RNA, 1817 nt
Organism: Cuscuta campestris
Lineage: Eukaryota; Viridiplantae; Streptophyta; Magnoliopsida; Solanales; Convolvulaceae
Source: the annotation of a GenBank genome assembly
UCAUAACAAUAACAAUUCAUAGUUCCAUCAUCUCCGAUGGAGCCAAAAUUUCACAAUUUUUUGGCUUUGGGGUGUGAUGGAAUAAAUCAAAAUGGAUCUCUAAACUGUCUGCGCUUCUUUAAUUAAUGAAGUAGCAGUUAGUCAAGCAAUGCAACUUUCGACGUUGAGCCGGGGGUCUCUUUGGAAACAGCCUCUCUACUUUCGAGUAGGGGCAAGGUCUGCGUACACACACCCUCCCCAGACCCUACUCUUGUGGNAGUUCAUAACAAUAACAAUUCAUAGUUCCAUCAUCUCCGAUGGAGCCAAAAUUUCACAAUUUUUUGGCUUUGGGGUGUGAUGGAAUAAAUCAAAAUGGAUCUCUAAACUGUCUGCGCUUCUUUAAUUAAUGAAGUAGCAGUUAGUCAAGCAAUGCAACUUUCGACGUUGAGCCGGGGGUCUCUUUGGAAACAGCCUCUCUACUUUCGAGUAGGGGCAAGGUCUGCGUACACACACCCUCCCCAGACCCUACUCUUGUGGAUUUAACUGGAUCGCUAAUAAGGAAGCUCAUUCUUCAUCUGCCAUCGCCGCUUCUCCGCCGUCAACGCCGCCUACCGCCGCCGCACUCUUCACCGGAAACAAUUAAUUGCAGAAGCUGCAAUGGGGUGGGAUGCUUCAAAUGGUUCCAAGACCUUUGGACCGGAUUACUUUAGCUACUAUAAAUCUGAGAUAGCAGAGUUACUAUCCCAAGAUGAAGAUUUUCUGCCUUCUUUGUCACAUCAAGAUUCUGCCUCCGCUAAAGUUGUGAAUGGGUAUAAGACUAGUGAAAAGAAGAAGCAUAAUAGUGCAAGUUCGUCUUCCUUGUUUCAUGGUUGCAUUAGUCCUGAGGUCUAUGAGUUAAAAAGGGAAAAGCUGAAAUCUCUACUUCGCCGUAGUGUUUUUUCUCUUUCGCAGGAUGUUGAUGAGGGAGUCUUCCAAGUAACUCAGCUACUGAUGCACCUGAAACUGAUCAAGAUCGUCCUAGUAAGAAGGUCAAACUGUCCACUUUUCCUCUGCGAGCUUCUGAAAGUCAAGGCCCCGAGGACAAAUCUGUUCGAGAGCAAUGCCUGCAGACUUGAAUGCAACAAGGGGAAUGAGCCUUUGCAACCCAACAACAAAAAAAAGAAUGAUGACCUUUCAGAUACAAGUGUUGGGGCUGCUAAAGAAGAUGAAGUCGAUGGUCGUUUGGUUCUCCUCCAGAGUGAAAGCUCAAUCGUAGAGGAAGGACUCAAAAGGGUAUCCGAUGAUUUGUCAGCUGUGCUUGACCACAUGGAGCAGGAACUUAAAGAACUACUUGAUGCCGUGAUGUCGAAGUGCAGGUUAAUGACCCUCGCUGAGAAACAAGAACUCCAACGAAUGAUUAAGAACCUGCCACCAAGAAAUCUAGACAGUGUUGCAGAGAUUAUCCGUUGUCAAGGGCAAUCAGAUGCACAUUCUUGCAACGAAAUGCACAUUGAUUUGGAAAAAGAGGACAAUGCAAAGCUUUGGCAUUUAUACUUCUACGUCAAAGCUGUUGGAAAUGCUACAAAGCUCCGUAGUGCUUCUUGAUAAUCUUCCUGAUCGAUGGGGGUGGGGUGGGGAUGGUAGGGCACGUGCCCUACGAGCUACUGCAGAUUGCCUUUGGAGGGGAUUUUUGAUGAAAUAUGUNAAGAACUCGAUACUGCCUCUGCCACUGUAACUAGCCGGGUGCUUGUCACAUUUGGUGCCGCAUUGGCUACCUUCCCAAUGUGUUUGUUUAGUACAACAAAUAGUUGGAGGAAUUUAAUUAGUUGAUUCAAAUCCAAUGAAUUUGAGAGCACACU